AUGGCAACCAGUGGACUGUUGGGGUUUUUCUUCCUUGAAGAAACACAUCCUCAUCUCCAGGAUAGCCGCAAUGUCGGAUUGGAGAUGUCCCAAUGGCUCUUUCAAAAGACAAUGAAGUUGUUUGGCUACAUCGAUACCCAAAAAUAUGCCGUGUUAUCUUCUAACGGAGACGACGAUAUCCCACUUCGCUGCACGGAAGAUAUCGAGUUCGCAGCUGUAGAGAAUGAUUCCAGUGAUGCAGAUAAAGAUACAAUUACGGCAGGCAAGUCACCUGCAAAAUCUGCAUAUUCGGGACAGGUCAUUCUUCAAAUUCUAGCUGCAUCGAUAUUAGGCUUUCAUAAAGUGUCGUCGGACGUGAUUAUUCCUAUUUUCCUAGGUCAGGAUAAAGAAUCGGUGUCUGAUGAGAAAGAUUCCAACUUUUUAUACUUCAUAACUGGCUUUGGCAUGAGCUCUCCAAUGAUCAGCAACGUUCUCCUAUCUCAGGCCGCGGUAGCCAUCCUGGCCCAGGUUUUUAUUGUGCCAAAAUUGAUUGCUUGCCUGGGACCUUUGAAAGUCUUUCGCUGGGCUGUGUUUGCUUUUCCAUGCCUGUACUGCCUAACGCCAUUCAUCUCUCAGUUGAUCCAUCCACUAUCGACAAUAUUGAUUUUGAUAGACCUUUGGGUCAAAGCAAUUCUGGUAAACCUGGGCUAUACGGCUUCCAGUAUUCUGUGA
Messenger RNA from Trichophyton rubrum CBS 118892, 711 nucleotides. RefSeq lists its product as uncharacterized. NCBI's taxonomy places the organism in Eukaryota, Fungi, Ascomycota, Eurotiomycetes, Onygenales, Arthrodermataceae. The transcript has a single exon. The record is from RefSeq and is a predicted model, not a curated record. Bases 1 to 711 code for a protein of 236 amino acids.